Acipenser ruthenus (sterlet) is the source of this 2091-nucleotide messenger RNA. Its product is annotated as caspase-8-like. The record is from RefSeq and is a predicted model, not a curated record. Gene Ontology annotation, biological process: proteolysis; negative regulation of extrinsic apoptotic signaling pathway via death domain receptors. The transcript is spliced from 6 exons. Gene Ontology annotation, molecular function: cysteine-type endopeptidase activity. Lineage: Eukaryota; Metazoa; Chordata; Actinopteri; Acipenseriformes; Acipenseridae. Bases 75 to 1142 code for a protein of 355 amino acids.
AAAAAAAAAAAAAAAAAAACCUUCAUAAAAAACGCAGUUAACUUGUUUUGUAGAAAAAGUGCUAGAAAACCACCAUGGAAAUAAUGAGAAAAUAUAAAACAAAACUCACGGAAUUGCUUUAUGUUGAUCCUGUUCCCAUUCUUCAGCUUGCUCAAAGCAAGAACAUCAUUACAGACAGAGAAUACAAAAAGAUGAAAUGCAUUUCAGAUUCUGAAAAGCAGGUCAUUGAGCUCCUGGACACGGUCAUGGGGAAGUCCAGUAAUGUAUGCCAAGACUUUCUGAAAAUCUUGAAAAAUGUCCAAGAAACCUACCCUCAAUUGGUGGAGUUAUUUUGUGAGAUUGAAGAAACCCCAUCAGCUCCCCCGAGUGUCAGCAUUGAAGCCAGGCCUGGAACUUUAGAUGAAGAGCAUGGUGUUUAUCAAAUGAGGAGCAAGCCCCGAGGCUGCUGUGUUAUAAUAAACAACAAGCAUUUUGUAAAAGCUGGGAAAGACAGAGAAGGAACAGACUUUGAUGCUGCGUAUCUGACAAAGGUCUUCAAGUGGUUGCAUUUUGAAGUAGUUCAGUACAAUGACCAGACAGCACGUGAAAUCCAUUCCACUAUGGAGAGGUAUCGCCAGCAGGACCACAGUAACAGGGACUGCUUUGUCUGCUGCAUCCUCUCCCAUGGAUCAAAGGGAACUAUUGCUGGCACAGAUGGGUGUUCUGUCCCCAUUCGGGAAAUAACCUCCUAUUUUACUGGCUUAAAAUGCCCUACUCUUGUGAAAAAGCCAAAGGUCUUUUUUAUCCAAGCUUGCCAGGGGGGUAACUACCAACAGUCUGUAAGAGUGCAGGGAGAUUGUGAAGUUCACGAACUGGAGCCUGAAGAGGAUACUGGCACCAACACCAUUCCUAAUGACUCGGAUUUCCUCCUCGGCAUGGCUACGCUGGAGGAUUAUGUAUCUUUCAGAAUCGCCGCCAAAGGCUCCUACUACAUACAGGCCCUGUGCAAGAAUCUGGAGCUUCUCUGCCCCAGGAAUUAUGACAUUUUGAGCAUCCUGACCACAGUGAACAGAGAAGUGAGUGAAGAAAGUAUUCCGGCAGCGAAGCAGAUGCCAGAGCCAAGAUAUACCCUGACGAAAAAACUCUGCUUCCCUACGUCCUGAUUGUACUGAGCUGCUCGCAACUUUCACAAAAAUCAAGAACAAAAAAAAAGCCAAAUUCUGUCCUGCCACUUUAAUCCUUGAAAAAAAAAAAAAUCAGUCAAGACAAGUGGUUUCUUCCAUAAAACCCUAUCCACAAAACCAUGUGGUUCCCAUUCACUUUAUUCAUAACCGUGUUUUCAAAACGUGAUUAUGCAUUCUGUAAGUAGUGUGAUACGGUAUAGCAUUCCUUUUUAGUGUCUUUGCUUUUGUUAAUUAGACACUGUUGUGUCAUUUGAUUCCUAGUAUUAUAUAGUUUUGUUAAAUGGGGCUUUUUACAUAAUGUAGUUUGAUUCCUUUUAUACUUUAGGCAUUCCUGUUGUUUCACUUUUGAGAGUUUUUAAAGUUGCACAUAUAUAAUAAAAAAAAGACAUUUCCUGAAAGUGUUGGUCUAAUUCCCAUAAGAGGAACAUGUAGUAUGUGGGUUAAAUAACCCUGCUUUAGCUUCCCAUCCUUUAUACAAACCAAUUGAAACAAACUACCACAAUUAGCCUUUGCACCACAGUUACCACAAAUAACCCCUGAUACAAGACUGCACAAGUUUCUUGUCUCGUAGAAAAAGGUAAGGUUAUGUAUAUUUAGCAUUUUAUAAUGCUAAAUGUACAUACGGUUCACAAUGAAAGGCAUUUUUUAAUCGUGUGUAUUUUGAUUAAUACAUUGUAGCCUAUAACAGUAAAAGGCGUAAAAUAUAUAAGUAGCUAAAGAAUGUUCUGACCUGUUUUUUUUUAUUUACACAACCAGCAGUUAACACUUCUUGUUUUACAAAUGAAAGCAUGACCUGUACAGACUUGAGUAAACGCGUUACACUGCAGGUAUCCACUUAAGGUUAUUUGAAAAAAACUAUGAGGCGCCAUUAGGGACAUAAUUCAGACUUACUUCAUACACAACACAGUGGAAUCAUAUACACUACACA